AGUACAAUUGUUUCUGGGUUAGUUGACGUCACAUAUCGUGGACUAUUUCACGCAGGUUACAGCAUGACAGAACUUCCCACAGAACUCUUCAUCGUCCUCAUUCUUUUCCAAUCUCAAGUCUAUGGCUUGGUGAGGACUGACGAUCAAAGUUCAUCAUUUUUCAAACAAAAAAACAACGCGCGUGUCAAAGGACAUGUCAUCAAAACACUAAACGCUGCAAGUUUUACUACCUGUGCUCAACUCUGUUUAGUUAACUCACUGUGCAAUUCAGUUAAUUUUAAGACUCGUGGUGUUUGUGAGUUAAACGAUGAAUUGCCGAAUGACAGUAAUGUUGAAUCAGAUCACAAGGUCAUGUUAGGAUGGUGGAUCUCGAUUCAGAUGGAUACAUUCAUCUUUACCUCUCUUGGUGCACGAGGUCAAUAUGGACCAACAAAUUCUCAUGGCUACAAUGGGAGCAAUUUAGAAGCAAAAGUCCAGGUAGAGAAAGGCAUACAAUCCUGGACAGUACCAUUCACUGGUAAUUAUAUCAUAGAGGCCUAUGGAGCGUCUGGAGCAAACGGUACGUGCUCAGAAUCAAGUUGUCAGGGAUGGAGCGCUGGCGGAUAUGGCGCUAAAAUAACUGGAACCUUCACCUUGAAAAAAGGGACACGACUAAAACUGAUUGUUGGACAAGAAGGCUUGUUAAGAUUUCCUCACAAUUAUUCUCCUGGAGGUGGUGGAGGAGGUUCGUUUGUAGUCGUUUCUGAUAUGAACACACCAUUAAUAAUUGCCGGAGGGGGAGGUGGUGGGGGUAUAACGGUGAAUGGGGCGGCACGUGAUGGCGAUCCUGGACAAAUGUCAACUAACGGAAGUCGUUACGGAGGAAGUCACGGUGGUGGUGGUCUGCGUUAUGAAAAAACAAAGAAACAGUUCUCUCCACAGUUGCCACCAUUCUUUUCUUCGUCAGGAGCUGGUUUUAAAAAAGACGGAGAUUCAGCGGGUGGAACACAGGCUCAAAGUUUCCUCAACGGUGGUGCAGGAGGAUUUGGCGAUACACAGGGCGGAUUUGGUGGAGGGGGAUUUGGCUUAGCAUAUUCCCCUGGUGGUGGUGGGGGGUAUAGUGGUGGAGGAGUGGUUAUGGAUAGUGGUGUUGGUCAGGCUGGUGGUGGAGGCUCCAUCAACAAUGGAUACAAUCAAGUUAACCAAGCUGGUUAUAAUCACGGUGAUGGAAGAAUUCUUAUAAAACUAUUUCAAUGACGUCAUCAUUUAUACUUUGGUAGCACCAUGGCAACUUGAAAUUUUAAGCUUCUUUCCUGAAAAGGGCGUAAAGAGUGCUCCCUGAUAGCAUUUCAAGGUGACUGAAGAAUGGUGGAGAUACUGUCUGAUGCUGAAAAAAAGAAUACAUUGUAUUCGGCUUUGAAUGCUACAAAAUAACUUGGAUCUAUAUCGAGUCUGGAAAUCAUGCUGGAAAUCAAUGCCCAAAAAUUAGAAAAUAAUGAUGACGAAUAGAAAUAUAUUUUCAAACGAUGCUUAAAUAUAAGUACCAGCGCGUUGUUGUGCCAAGGUACACAUUAUUGGGAAUAGAGCAGGAACAUUAUAUGCCAAGUAAAAUUAUUCGUUUUUAAUCAUCUCUCCUCUAUUGAAUUCAGUUUCAAAAUCAAAUAACAUUGUUCGCAUGUUAUACUUGAAUGCACCAUAAGGAUCGUCGUGUGAGAGUAUCAUCAUUAAAAUGUAGCAAUUGAACUUAUUACGUGGAAUAUAGUAAAGCGGUGUCAAUUCCUAUGUCUUAUUGUUU
Messenger RNA from Exaiptasia diaphana, 1774 nucleotides. Its product is annotated as ALK tyrosine kinase receptor. The coding region runs from base 64 to 1236 and encodes 390 amino acids. NCBI's taxonomy places the organism in Eukaryota, Metazoa, Cnidaria, Anthozoa, Actiniaria, Aiptasiidae. The transcript has 2 exons. The record is from RefSeq and is a predicted model, not a curated record.